AUGAUGCAGAUUCGUGAAAAUGGAAAGGUGAAAGUGAAUGAUGAUGAUGAUAAAAAUAAUGGAGAAAGUGAGAGGUUUUGUAUAAACGAUCACCUGGAUUUGUUGAUCGAGGUUCUGAAGAUGCUUGACGGGCGAUCGUUAGGUGCUGCAGCUUGUGUGUGCCGGCAAUGGUGUUCGAUCGCACGGAACGAUUCGUUGUGGGAGCAUCUCUGCUUCCGUCACGUGUCGCCACCUCCAAUUGGUGUUCGGCCGGUGGUUUCGGCGUUGGGUGGGUACAGGAGGCUGUACAUGGUGUGUGUGAGGCCGGUUUUGAGUCGACUCAAAAGGAGGAGAAUCGGUGGUGAAUCGGAGGUGGUGAGACGAGUCUGGAACCAGAAUGAGGUGGAGCUUUCUUUGUCGUUGUUUUGUGUUGAGUAUUACGAGAGGUUGUUGGUUGGUGGUGGAGGUGGAAGAGUCGCCGGAGAUUCGCCGGCGUCGUCGCUCAAGUUUCUAUGCAUGCCCGUGAAUGUUUGA
Lactuca virosa is the source of this 513-nucleotide messenger RNA. The record is from the annotation of a GenBank genome assembly. Lineage: Eukaryota; Viridiplantae; Streptophyta; Magnoliopsida; Asterales; Asteraceae.